UGGAAUAACCGAGGAAAUAUUGCAUGAUGUUACUGUUACCAUCAAAGACGUUCAAACUCAGAUUAGUGAGUUGGUCGACAAAAACACUGUUUUGGUGGGACAUUCUCUUGAAUGUGACUUGAAAGCAUUGCGGUUUGCACAUCCAUUUAUAAUUGACACGUCAAUUCUUUAUUCUGACCCCCGCAAUUCAUACAAACCAAAGCUGAAAAAUCUUGCAAAAAUGUGGCUUAAUAAAAAUAUCCAAUCUAAGGGACCUCGUGGACAUGAUUCUAUUGAAGAUGCUAUGACUUGCAUGGAUCUCCUAAAAAUGAAAUUAAAUCGAGGCCUGGAUUUUGAUAAAACUCAUGAAUCCAUUUUUGAACGUAUAUAUCGUAUGACGGGCAGUACGACUGCAGUUGUAGAUCGCGAAGCUAAAACUGAUUUAUAUGUAGAUGGAGCUAAAAAGGUUGUGACUUGCAAAACAGAUGAUGAAGUGUUGGAUGCCUUAAUAGAAAUAAUAAGCAACGACCAAAAUAUUUUAUAUAACUUGGUAUUUGGACGAUUUCUUGACCUUAAAACUCUUCCUAAUGAUAUGGAUGGACGAAUUAGUCUUGUGAAAAGGCUUG
Racocetra persica is the source of this 605-nucleotide messenger RNA. The record is from the annotation of a GenBank genome assembly. Lineage: Eukaryota; Fungi; Glomeromycota; Glomeromycetes; Diversisporales; Gigasporaceae.